Molecule: messenger RNA, 2692 nt
Organism: Orussus abietinus
Lineage: Eukaryota; Metazoa; Arthropoda; Insecta; Hymenoptera; Orussidae
Gene: Taz
Product: tafazzin homolog
Exons: 5
Coding region: 435-1217 (260 amino acids)
Biological process (GO): inner mitochondrial membrane organization; cardiolipin acyl-chain remodeling
Cellular component (GO): mitochondrial membrane
Molecular function (GO): 1-acylglycerophosphocholine O-acyltransferase activity
Source: RefSeq, a predicted model, not a curated record
UUACGUAAGUUGUCGGUAAACGGGUUAUCCCAGGUUACGGCAGGUUAUAUUCGACCACCUGUGAGCGCGUACAGAAGACCGUUCUUGGAAGCGCUCUGACAUAACCUCACGCAUAACUCCGCAUAACCUGCGGGUCGAUGUUCGUGGCCCGUGCAGUCGGUGCAGUCCGGUGCAGUAUUGCUUGAAAUAGCCGAGGAGCGUCACGUGCCUCGAUCGUCCGUGGGCUCGCGACACGUUGCCGGCGCUCGCGUGUCUCCCGCGUCCAUUCGCGUCGAGGGGGCACGUAUCGAUAUCGACAUGGCUGCCGCGGUCGCCUCGGGUUGCGAAAGACCGGACGGGCCUUUUAGGCGGGAGCGUUCACGCCGCUUGUUCCUCGCGCUCGGGAGAGCGUCCAGAGCGGCGCGACGUCUUCCCCGGGCCGUUCUGUCGGGCCGAUGGCGUACGACAUCAAGUGGAUCAUCCCCAAGCUGAGAGAGUCGACCAGGCUCUGGAACUUUGCGAGCACCAUAACCUUCGUCGCCGUCGGCAUCUUCUCCAAGAUCAUCAUAGAAUGGCUGAAUAAGACAAAGGUAUACAACAAAUACAUCAUCACAAAGGCUCUGGACAACCGGCCAAAAAAUGUUCCACUGAUCACUGUAUCUAACCACCAUAGCUGCUUUGAUGACCCCGGUACUUGGGGGACAUUGGACCUACGCCAUCUCUGUAAUCGGAGGGUAAUGAGAUGGUCACUCGCAGCUCAUGACAUCUGCUUUACAAAUGCCUGGCACUCAUAUUUCUUCAUGUCAGGCAAAUGCAUACCCAUCGUAAGAGGGAAAGGAGUAUACCAAGAAGCGAUCGACUUCUGUAUCGAGAAACUAGCCUCCGGGGAUUGGGUGCACGUUUUUCCAGAAGGAAAAGUGAACAUGCUGAAAGAAAACAUGAGGUUAAAAUGGGGCAUUGGAAGAUUAAUACUGGAGUCACCUGUCACACCACUCGUCAUACCCAUUUAUCACCUCGGUAUGGAUGACGUGCUUCCGAAUGAGCCACCAUACCUGAUUAAGAUAAAGCGGAAAGUGACAAUGAACUAUGGAGAGCCCAUCGACUUCAGUCAGAUGCUAACCGAUCUUAGAGCAACCAAGACAAACGAGGUGGAUGCUAGGAAAGCCAUUACAGAUCGUAUACAAGAGGAGUUACUUAGGUUAAAGACGGUAACGGAAGAGCUGCAUUCUCGCCUUUGACGACGGCGUGGCGGUAAACACCGCCACUCGAUAUAGCACAAAUUUGUCCAAAGUGCAGUAUGCACAGUGACACUGUUAGUGGCAGCCCUUUGCCUUAGCCGGGCAUUCUAAAGGAGUGCGGCGGUGUUCGUGCAAUCAACCUAUUGAUUAAUCGUUUUACAAAAUGUUGAUCGAGUGGAAAAUGCCAAAUUAAUCCAUCAACUCGGUCUUAACAUACGUGAUGCGUCUGCACACGCACGAUAGUCUCUCGUAGCGAGAAUUACUAAUUCUAUUAGCAUAUCCGCUUUCUAUAGAUCAAAUUCCACGACUCGAAUUUAAAGUCUUAAUUUUAAACUCAGCACGGUAUAAUACUGUUAGGAUAUGUACGAUUUAUAUCACGUGAAAUCUGAUUCAAGAGAUCAUCGGAUGAUUCUCCGAUGAAAGUGAGUUUUCUCAACACUGCGUGUAUAUUUAAAGUGAAUAUUAGUCUUCCACGCGUGUAAUCGAGAACAAAUUAAAUGACGCUUUCACUGCAGCUUCAAAUACACACGCAGCAUUAUAACAGUAUGUUCACGAUUUACUCACGUUACGUAGUAAGGACUUAGGCAUAACGAUUAGAACUUAGACAAAGUUUUGGUCAUUCAACUUCCAAAUUUUUUAAUUUGAUGUAAUAUUAAUUGCCGCUCUUAAACAACUUGGGAAUAACCAGGUGGCAGAAAAAAAAAACAUGCCAAUUCGUUGCAAUACUCUCAGUCUUGUUAGUAUAAGAAAAAAAAAAAAGAAAAUACUGUACUUAUACAGGAUGCAUAGUCGCCGAGCGAAGUUAACUCUAAUUAAUAGAAUCUAGGCAGAAUGCACAUAGCAGUAUUGUACAUAUAAAAGAAAUCCCAUUUAGCACGUAUCACAGAUUCAAGUAAUUUUACCGGAAAUUUGUUAUCGAUAACGUUGAAUCGGACUAACCAAGAGAUAAAGUCGAAUAACGAACACUUUGUAUAUUUAUUGUAAUUACAAUUAUCUUUAUAGUAUAUGUACAUGUUGGAAAGUAACUUAUCAUCCCGAUAAUCCUAUCGGAGUGAGGAAACCGAUAUGAGCGCACGGUAUCGUCUCGAUACUCCUAAAGCUUUAUGCUCUUUGUUACAAUUUUGCACAACGUUAAAAACAUGACGCCGUUUCGUCGUAUUGCACUUUUGCGAGAUAUUUAGAAAUAAGAUGUUACGACACAUGCCAAGCUCUUUUUUGAGAUUUCCCUUUACCGUCCAACGUCAGAUAUCUAGGACGGUUCUAGAGUCAGGGUCUCCUAAAGCAAUUUGUUCUAAACAAUGAAAAGAGAGAAAUAUAUAUAUAUAUAGAGUGAGAGAUAUGUUCCUUGUUAUUACAAGUUCUUGAAAUCGCUUCUAUCAAAUGACGUCACUCGCUUUGACAACGAUAAGACGAUUGAUUUUAAUCGCCUGAGAAUGUAUCGAGAACGCUGAUAAUAAAAACGUAGCUACAACGAA